Penaeus chinensis is the source of this 1869-nucleotide messenger RNA. RefSeq names its product transcription elongation factor SPT4-like (gene spt4). Gene Ontology annotation, molecular function: zinc ion binding; RNA polymerase II complex binding. Lineage: Eukaryota; Metazoa; Arthropoda; Malacostraca; Decapoda; Penaeidae. Bases 58 to 402 code for a protein of 114 amino acids. The record is from RefSeq and is a predicted model, not a curated record. The transcript is spliced from 4 exons. Gene Ontology annotation, biological process: chromatin organization; regulation of transcription elongation by RNA polymerase II; positive regulation of DNA-templated transcription, elongation. Gene Ontology annotation, cellular component: DSIF complex; nucleus.
CUUUGUAAACAACAGCACGAGAGAGAUUAGCGAAAGCGGCGCUUUCAUUUAAGAAUUAUGGAGAAUAUCCCAAAAGAUUUACGAGGACUUCGGUCUUGUCUUGUCUGCUCGCUUGUGAAGACACUAGACAUGUUUGAAACUGAUGGAUGUGACAACUGUGAUGAGUUCCUAAGAAUGAAGAAUAAUCGGGACCAGGUCUACGACUGCACAUCCUCUAAUUUUGAUGGAUUUAUUGCCCUUAUGAGUCCAGAGGAUAGUUGGGUUGCCAAAUGGCAGAGAAUUAAUCGCUGCUGCCGCGGAAUGUAUGCCAUCUCUAUCACUGGACGACUGCCAGCUUCUGUCAUUAGGGAGAUGAAAUCCCGUGGAAUUAAGUACAGGCAAAGGGAUAUGACAAAAUUGUAAUUUAAGUGUAGUUGUAUUGUGAGGGCUAGUGCUCCUUAUCUAACUUAAGGCAGAUUUAUUUUUUACAUGUAAUUUUUCAGAGUGAAGUCUGAUUCACAUGUUUAUAUUGUGUGAAACUUGAAAACAGCACUUCCAAAACGUUCUUAAUUUUUGUAAUUCCGUCAUUGUUUCAGGACUUAAUUUUCAUAGACACUUUGGUCUAGUUUUUAGAGAGCCCAAUUUUGGAUAUUCAUGCAUACAGACAGGGAUGGUUCUGCAGUUUCACUAAUGUAAAGUUAACUUUAGAGAUUGUCGUUUUCAGUAUCUUUUAUACUUUUCAUAUCUUGCAUGUUUAUAUCUUUUGAAAUAUCAGUUAAUGAAAUAAAUCAAAAGAAUGUGCGAGCACAGUUUGGAAUCCUUCAUUUUUGCAAAGAAGGAACAGCAUGGACAGAAAAUGAAAAUCAGAAAAGAUACAUUCUUUUAAAAUCAUUAUUAAUCAUGUAAUUAUAAAUGGUAUUUUGAAAGUAUCCUUUUAUAAUUGUGUUUUUUUAUCCUAGCCUCUAACAUUCAGCAGUCACCAACAUAUAGUAUAGAACAAAUAUCAUUAUAAUUGUCAUUUAGUGUUGGAUCUUGUAAAAUAUAUUUUACUGUUAUGACAUUAAUUAUAAACUAGCUCGAAAGUAAGCAUUUUUGUGAAUGAAAAUUUAGAUUUACAGUUUUCUUAUUGUAUACAAAUGUUAAAUGAUUAGCAAAAGUGUUGGUUAUCAGCAAAAAGACUCCUUAUUUCACAAAUUUGAUUGAUAUGAUUAUAACGUAUAGUAUCCUUCACUAAAUGUAUUACACACCUUUAUGUUCGUGCAUGUAUGGUCAUGAUGGUUACCCACUCUAGAAAAUGCUAGAUAUUGGUGGUUAAUUGCAGCUUAAAUCAUGUUUAGAUGAAUUUAUUAGAAUACCAGAACUUCACACUACACUUUGAUACUGAUGCAUUUUUAUAUAAGAAAUGAAGACAGCAAUAUUAUACGCAAUUCAGGUUACUACUAUGAUAUUAGCUGGCAGUAGCAGAGAUCAAGAGCAGGAAUAUCACUUCAGCUGAUAUUGUCAUUGUAAGCACCAUAGAUCAUGGUCAUUGUAUUCCUUAUAUAUAGUUUCAUGCAAAGAAUGAAUGAGUUCAGAUACUGGAAAUGGUGGUUUAAAGGAAAUGAAAGAUCACCCCCCCCAAAGAUUCUAGAGGUGACCAAUGCCUUUCUUCCAAACAGGUUAUCAAAUUACCUGUGUGGUAAAUAUCCAAAUAUUUUAACUGACAGUUAUGACUAUAUAUGUGUACGUAUCUAUGUGUAUGUAUACAUAUUGCCAAUCUCAAUGUAUUCAUUCAGGUGUUUAAAGUAAAUAUUAUAGUCUCCCUAACUUAUUACAUGUUUUCUGUGUUUAAUAGAGUUUCCCUCGGAUUUUAUGAUCUUGUAAUACGAAAAUAAACAUGAAAACUAUUAA